AUGGACGCCCUCGUUCAAGUCUUCACUCACUCGUUGGAUCCUAAUCCCAACUCUCGAAAAGCCGCCGAGCUCGAGCUAAAGAAAGUCGAGGCCCAAGAUGGCAUGCUAUCCUCCGUCUUUCAGAUUGUCGCUGCCACCCAAGUCGAUAUCUCAGUAAGGCAAGCUGCUGCCGUCUACUUCAAGAAUCGCGUCCGCCGGCAUUGGGACGCGACACCUGUGCGUGGCGCUCCAACGGCAGUAGUCAUCCCACAAGGCGACAGGGACGCCAUCAAGGCCAACAUCCUCCAGACGCUUGUCGACGCUCCGACACAAAUUCGUGUCCACGUCGCAAACGCACUCGGCACCAUCGCGAGAUGUGACUUUCCCGACCAGUGGCCCACACUCAUGGAUCAGAUCGGACAGCUGCUUCAGAGCCAGGAGCCACAGCAGGUCUACGGUGGUCUGCGCGCGCUUCUAGAAGUCGUGCGAGCCUACAGGUGGAACAACGGUGUCAAGAUGAUGGAGCAGCUUGCACCAGUUACUUUGCCACUCAUCCUGCAGACUGGCAGGAAUCUGCUCGACUCAGACAACGCCUCAUCUGCACAGGUCGGCGAGAUUCUCUAUGUCAUCCUCAAGGUCUACAAGACGUCCAUGCACGCAGAACUGACUAAGCACCAGCAAUCGCACGAAUCCAUCGUACCAUGGGGCACCUUCCUGCUGCAAGUCGUACAGAAGGAGAUCGACCCUUCGCAGCUGCCCUCGGACGACGACGCCAAGGAGGUCGCUCCCUGGUGGAAGGCAAAGAAGUGGGCGUUCCACUCGCUCAACAAGCUCUUCUCCCGCUACGGAAACCCAUCGCAACUGCCCUCGGACAUGAAGAACUACAAGCCCUUCGCCGACAACUUCGUCCAGACCUUCGCUCCCGAGAUCCUCAAAGUAUACCUCCGCAUCGCUGACGCCAACAGCCAGGGCAAGAUGUGGAUCUCCAAGAAAGCCUUCUACUUCCUCUGCAUGUUCUUCACCGAAUGCGUCAAGCCCAAGGCCACCUGGGCGCUGCUCAAGCCGCACGUCCUUCAACUCACACAGUCGUUCAUCUUCCCGCGCCUCUGCUUCAGCGAGGAAGACGACGAGCUGUGGGAGCUCGAUGCCGUCGAUUUCGUCCGUGCCAACCUCGACCCUUUCGAAGAGAUCGGCUCCAUCUCUGGCUCAGCAGCCACGUUCGUCCAGACCGUCGCCUCCAAGCGAACUAAGACGUCGUUCAUGCCUCUGCUCGAGUUCGUCACCUCGGUGGUCAACGCCUAUCCCGCGCAGAGGAGCGCCAAGGAGAAAGACGGAGCGUUCCACCUCUGCCGUGCGAUGGAUCUCACCAUGGUUAACCACGAAAAGGUGUCUGGCAUGCUCGACUCGUUCUUUGCGCAGCACGUGAUCCCAGAGAUGAAGAGCGAGCACAAGUUCCUUCGAUACCGCGCCUGCGACCUGGUCAAGGCGUUCGACCUUCAAGGCGUGCAGUGGAGCGAUAAUGCGACGCUCGAAGCCGCUUUCCGCGGUGUUAUGGACUGCAUCGGCGACGCCGAAUUGCCCGUCCGUGUGGUGGCUGCCGAAGCCAUCGGCUCGCUCAUCGAUCACGACGAGGUGCACGCCGCCAUGGCGCCCAACGCAGCGCGUCUCAUGCAGGAGCUCCUCAAGCUGUCCGACGAGACGGACCUCGACAUUCUCUCUCCGACCAAAUCCAAAGUCGUCGCCAACUUUGGCGAAGAACUGCUUCCCUUCUCGAUCCAGCUCACCGAGCAGAUGGCCGAGUCGUACCUGCGUCUGGUCAACGAGAACCUCGAGAGCGCGGACCGCGAUCCGGACGGAACCAUGGAGCUCAACGUGGACAACCACGAGGACGACAAGUUGUUCGCCGCCAUGGGCUGCCUCAACACCAUCUUCCAGAUCAUCGCCUCCGCCGAGUCCAAACCGGACAUCCUCGAAAAGCUCGAAAGUGUCGUUCUGCCCAUCGUCGCCUUCACGUUGGAAAAGGACUGCGUCGAGCUGUUCGACGACUGCCUCGAGUUGACCGACACGCUGACGUACUACCAGAAGAAGGUCAGCCCGGGCAUGUGGCACAUCUUUACGUUGAUCUACAAGAGCUUCAAGGGACCAGGGAUUGAUUAUUUGAGCGAGAUGCUGCCGACGAUCGACAACUGCGUCUCGUACGGUGUCGAGGUGGUGCAGGCGUCGGCGGAGUACAAGUCGAUGUUGGUGGAUAUCUUUUUGACGGCGAUGACGUCGGAUCAGUUGGGCAUGACGGAUCAGGUGGCGGCGUGCAAGUUGGCGGAUGUGAUUCUGUUGUUGUUGCGCGGUGGGGUGGACGAGGCGUUGGCGCGCAUUGUGCAGGCUGUGCUGCCACACACGGUGGAUGAGGAGAAGAUCAAGGCGGACGUGCGCAAAUGGUCGAUCAUCGUGGUGCUCGAUGCGCUGGUCUACAACGCGGGGGCGACGCUGCAGGUGCUCGAAGCAGCGAACGCCACCACGGCGCUGUUCGGCGCGAUCACGUCGUUGCUGCCCAAGCUGACACGCGUGCACGAGAAGAAGGUCGCCUCGUCGGCCAUCAUCCAACUGCUCGCGCUCGAACCUGCCUCGCUGCCCCCGGCGCUGCAGAACAACCUCGCGCCCUUCCUCGUCGCCCUCGCCACCCAGCUCGACGGUCUUCCGGAAGCCAUCAAGAAGCGCAACGAGCUGCUCGAGGCCUUCGAGAACGACGAAGACGAGGAGGACGAAGACGAAACCUCCUUCGCCUCGUCCUCCGCGCCCAACGUCGACACGUCCGGCUUUGAGGACGUCGACGACGACAAGGACGUGGUGGACGAAGACAACGAGUAUCUCGAGAUGUUUGCGCGCGAGCGGGCCAAGCUGCGCGCGCGAGCCAACGGCGAGGAGCUCGAAGACGAUGAUGAGGAGGACGACUUUGAGGAGGAUGACGAGGAGGACGAGCUGAGCUACGAGAGCCCCAUGGAUGCCGUGCCGGUGUUCGAGCAGUUCAGGGCGCUCUUGUCGAGCUAUCAGACGCAAAGGCCGGAGGUAUGGGAGAGGAUCACGAGCCAGUUGACGCCGGAUCAGAUGCAGUUGAUUCAGCAGGCGAGCCAGGGCAAGGAUGAGCGCGUCAAGACGUUGUAG
Molecule: messenger RNA, 3138 nt
Organism: Kalmanozyma brasiliensis GHG001
Lineage: Eukaryota; Fungi; Basidiomycota; Ustilaginomycetes; Ustilaginales
Product: Exportin/Importin, Cse1-like protein
Exons: 1
Coding region: 1-3138 (1045 amino acids)
Biological process (GO): protein import into nucleus
Cellular component (GO): cytosol; nuclear envelope
Molecular function (GO): small GTPase binding
Source: RefSeq, a predicted model, not a curated record